Molecule: messenger RNA, 1081 nt
Organism: Platichthys flesus (European flounder)
Lineage: Eukaryota; Metazoa; Chordata; Actinopteri; Pleuronectiformes; Pleuronectidae
Product: basement membrane-specific heparan sulfate proteoglycan core protein
Exons: 5
Coding region: 41-1081 (346 amino acids)
Biological process (GO): cell surface receptor signaling pathway
Molecular function (GO): transmembrane signaling receptor activity
Source: RefSeq, a predicted model, not a curated record
UGUCUUGAAGUGUGUUUGAGUGGAGCUGCUGGAUGGGACCAUGGGGCUCUCUCUGCUCCGUGUGCUCUCCUUAUUCUUGCUGAAUACACUCCUCUCCUGUGGACUCACUGAAGAUGCUGAGCUGACCUUUGAACCCAACUCAACCACUCUAUAUUCUGGGGAGCACGUUAAUCUCACGUGUCACAUUCGAGAAGCAAGUGUCAGUGAGUGGAGUUAUGAGUUCAAGUGGAACGACAAACCACUGGUCCCCAUCACUCCCAGUAACGUCCUCAGGAUUCCAGAGCUAACGCCCGACGGGAACGGGGAUUAUCAGUGCAUCGCUCACCACAACAGAUCAGAAGAGAGCAGACAGAGCAACAGGGCCACUCUCUUUGUGUCAGCACACAGACCCAGAGCCACAGUGAGAGCAUCCAGGACGUCCAUCCCAGUGGGCGGCUCUCUGACUCUGACCUGUUCUGUGGAGCAGUCUGCUGGUUGGAGCUACGACUGGUUCACACGUUCCCCAGACGCUGAGGAAACCGCCAUCGCAACAAAUCCUGUGCACAACUCUCUGAGCAUCUCACAGGGAGGCAGCUACUGGUGCAGGGGGAGAAGGACUCACUCAGAUUUCUUCUCAGAGAAGAGUCACGUGCAUCACAUCGACAGAACCUUGUCCAACAGAAGCUUUGUCGUGCUGCAACACAACUGGACUCAGAUAUUCAGCGGUGAGACGAUCUCUGUCAGGUGUGAGAUCCAGGGAGGAGGAGACACCCAGUGGGAAUAUGAAUGGAGGACAACAAGCUCCCACCAACCAGUCACUGGUCCAAACACAGCUCCCACACACAGUGAAUACAGGCUGGGCCCUGCCUCUGUUUUCCACAGUGGAGAGUACUGGUGUAAGGCCAGAGCGGACUGGUAUUCCUCAACAGAGUGGAGUGAGGCCUUCCAGCUGAGAGUAACACGUACGUCCAAUCAUCUUUCACAACCUCCACGAGGACGUUACGUCUUCACCUCUUUCUAUUGGUUGUUCUUAGCAGGACCAGUAAAAACUACUAAACCAAUUUCUGCCCAAUCCCCAGUUAGCAUCUGGGUGUGGACCUGA